GAGAGGUAGUGAGAGAACUAGAUAGCUACAUAGGGGGAAGGGGGCAGGAAUAAAAACCAAGCCCGACUUUAGAAAAGACAAAAAGAUAACAGGGCAUGGCCACGUAAUGUCAUUUAUUUAAUUCUGUUUUUCAUUUAUGUUUGCCAGUUUGGUAGUCAGCUAGCUCGCUAACUUGGCUAGCUAAGAAAGGCGAGCUCGUUGACAACUGUGUUCUGUUACCGGAUAUUACUUUGGAAAAAUACCAGCUCGUAUCGCUCGCCUAUCUCAACUCUGUAGAAGUGGGUGGAGCCUCGACUCAUUUUAGUAUCCCUUCCCUUCCGCCUGGCACUAGUGCCCCACCUCAUCCCGCCUCUGGCACCCCCACCUCCUUCCCAUCAUGCCGUUCUUCGGAAAGUCGCAGAAGAGCCCUGCAGAGAUUGUCAAGAGCUUGAAAGAGAAUGUAGCGUACUUGGAAAAGCUGGAGGCGUCCGAGAGCAAGAAGUGCGAGAAGGUGGCAGAGGAGGUGUCAAAGAGCCUGGCCUCCCUCAAGGAGGUGCUGUGCGGCACGAGUGACAAGGAGCCGCAGACGGAGGCGGUGGCGCAGCUGGCUCAGGAGCUGUACAACACCAACCUGCUCAUCGCCCUCAUCGCCAACCUGCAAAGGAUCGACUUCGAGGGGAAGAAAGAUGUGGUGCAGCUGUUCAGCAACAUUGUGCGGCGUCAGAUUGGCACACGCACGCCCACUGUGGAGUACAUCUCCUCACACCCACAGAUCCUCUUCAUGCUUCUCAAAGGGUACGAGAGCACCGAGGUGGCCCUGAACUGUGGUAUGAUGCUGCGGGAGUGCUUGCGGCACGAACCCCUGGCCCGCACCGUGCUGUUCUCCGAGGACUUCUACUGUUUCUUCCACUACGUGGAGCUCUCCACCUUCGACAUCGCCUCCGACGCCUUCGCCUCCUUCAAGGAUCUGCUUACAAGGCACAAGAUCAUGUGUGCCGAUUUCCUGGAGACAAAUUACGACAGAGUGUUUACAGAAUAUGAGAAGCUCCUCCAUUCAGAUAAUUAUGUCACAAAACGCCAGUCUUUGAAGCUCCUGGGGGAGUUGCUCUUGGACAGACACAAUUUCACGGUCAUGACCAAGUACAUUAGCCGUGCAGAGAACUUGAAGCUAAUGAUGAACAUGCUGAGAGACAACAGCCGGAACAUUCAGUUCGAAGCCUUCCAUGUUUUUAAGGUGUUUGUUGCCAAUCCCAACAAGACGCAGCCGGUGCUGGACAUCCUGCUGAAGAACCAGGCCAAGCUGGUGGAGUUCCUGAGCCGCUUCCAGACAGACAGGUCCGAGGACGAGCAGUUCUGCGAUGAGAAGAACUACCUGAUCAAACAGAUCCGAGACCUUAAGAGGCCCGCAACUCAGGGAGAGGCUUAGGGGGGCCUGAGCCUGGAGACACUGGAGUACGACAGAGAGAGAUGGGGGGCGUGAUGAGCGAGGGUGUAUGCAUGUGGGGGCAUGGAGGGAGAAGACGGGAGAAACGUCAGUGGAGAAAGGGGGAUAGGGCUGAGGUGUUUGGUGGGGUGUUUGAAGUAGAGUGGAGUGUGAAAUUGUUUCCCCCCCCCUCCACAGGGGGCAUCAUCUGAGAGUUAGGAGACAUCACUGCAGACCGAACACCCCACCUCUCUGUACCCCCAGUAAUUUAGGAAAAGGAAUGAUUAUAGAUAAGAUAAAAAAUUGGGAACUAAAGCAACCAUGUGAUACCUCAAAGACAGGGCAAUACAAGAUCAUGCAUAAUAACCUAAUUUCAGCCCUAAACACUCCAUAAAAGUUAUCCAAAUCACCACAGUAUAUGUAUGCAGCUCGCAUCAUUGUUUAAUCUCCAUUCUCAUUUAAUAUGCAUAAUGAUAGAUAGUAUGAAUACAGUGGCUUUUAGAAAACUAGAACCAUGGCUGUUAAACUAAAACAUUUCUACAGAAAAAAACUGAUUCAGAUAACCUGUGCAUGUGUGCUAGAGAGAGAGAGCGAGAGGGAGGGGGGGAAAUGAGAGACGAAUAUAUCUGUUCAGUCUCGCUGCCUGUAUGAGUGAAGACUGGUUUGAGGAGACAGGUUAGAAGAUGGCGUGUGUUGUGUGCAUGUGAGCAAUCUUUUUAUUGUGUGUUGGACUAAAACGAUUUUUACAAAUCUAAUUAUCUAAGUAUAUAUGUGUUUUUCUGUAUUUAAACCAGGGUUAUGUUGGAGUAAGAGUGUACAUAGCAACUCAACUGUUGCAUUUCUGAAAUGAUCCUGUGACUCCACAGGAAAUCCCUUGGCUGGUGUCCUUUAUUUAAGAUACAGUAAUUGGUUUCACUCUUGGCCUUUUUUAUACAGUUAGCCCAUUAUACAAAUAUAUUUUUUGCAUUAUGCUGUGGUUCGGAAAAGUUUUUUUGUUUUUAUGUUUAAAAACUGUGAAUGUUGUUUAAUCUUAUUAUAUGUGGCAGUAAUUGGAGCUGGAAUGAAUUAAUACCCACAUUGACAUGUCUAUGAAUAAGUUGCAAUAUUACCGUUGUAAACACUGUGGAAUACUGUAGGGAUAACAUGACACCAGAUUCUAUAUAAAUGAAUUUAAAUAAUGUCACAGAUAAUUGCCAUAAUUUAGGGGGGUUCCUGUGCUGAAAUAGUACUCAGGUCUUGUUUAAGUGCAAUUCUUGUAGUUAACUGUUCAGACCUUUAGGGUCUGUAUUGUUAUGUGCUCAUAGAAAUCAGAAAUUGAUAUUCCAAAUAAUACAUAAUCACCUUAACAAAGACCAAGGAGACAAAGGGAAGUUGUCACUCUGCUUAAAAUGUCCUUAUUUUAAUUUCAUUAUGAUUUUCAGUGUGUAUAUAUGUUUUUGGUUUCAUGUUUAUACAGUACAGUCAGGACAGUACUUUCCUUGCAGGCUUGAUUAACAACAUGUAAACCAGGACUCUAGAAUUUAACUUCACUCCUAAGCAGUCUUUUUUUUCAU
Messenger RNA from Megalops cyprinoides (Indo-Pacific tarpon), 2955 nucleotides. RefSeq names its product calcium-binding protein 39-like. Gene Ontology annotation, biological process: intracellular signal transduction. The transcript is spliced from 10 exons. NCBI's taxonomy places the organism in Eukaryota, Metazoa, Chordata, Actinopteri, Elopiformes, Megalopidae. Gene Ontology annotation, molecular function: protein serine/threonine kinase activator activity. The record is from RefSeq and is a predicted model, not a curated record. Bases 377 to 1405 code for a protein of 342 amino acids.